This is a messenger RNA of Anolis sagrei ordinatus, 1537 nucleotides long. It is a transcript of the gene TSKU, whose product is annotated as tsukushi, small leucine rich proteoglycan. Lineage: Eukaryota; Metazoa; Chordata; Lepidosauria; Squamata; Anolidae. The record is from RefSeq and is a predicted model, not a curated record. Gene Ontology annotation, cellular component: extracellular matrix. Gene Ontology annotation, molecular function: protein binding.
AACACACACACAGACACCAUACAUACACACACACACACACACACACACAAGGCCCUUCCUUGCCAGAGGAGGAGGAGAUGGAGGCGAGACGGGGAUUCGCAGUGCCUUAAACCUUAGGAGAGAAAGAAAGGGGAGUUGAAUCCGGAGAGAAGGUGGGAGCCGAAAAAAGGGGGGGAUCCCUGCGUGUUCGUGGAAGGAUCCCCAGCCGGAGCAAAGGAGGAGGAAGAGGCACCGGAGGAACGAAGAAGCAUCACGAAAGCAGGAACCUGAACCCACUUGGGAAAGGGAGAUCCCUUUCCACGCCACGAAGGCAACCCACCCACGCGAGAUGCGUUUCCCACGAGAGUCAGCAAUGCCUCUCUCAUUGUUGGUCAACUUGCUGCUGCUUCUCCCCAGCGUUGGGUCCUCCAAGAUUUGCUUCCCGGGAUGUCACUGCGAGGUGGAGAGCUUUGGUCUGUUCGACAGCUUCAGCCUGACCAAGGUGGACUGCAGUGGCCUUGGAGCGCAUAUUGUGCCUGUCCCCAUCCCACUGGAUACAACCUACUUGGAUCUAUCGUCGAACCAUCUUGAGUCUCUCAACGAGUCCAUGUUGACCGGACCUGGAUAUACCACCCUGGUUAGUCUGGAUUUGAGCUACAACACAAUCUCAAAGAUUGUUUCCACCACCUUCUCAAGACUCAGGUAUCUGGAAUCUUUGGACCUGAGUCAUAACUCUUUGGUUGCUCUGCCAGAAGAUUGCUUUUCCAGGUCACCCUUGGGAGAGAUUGACCUGAGCAACAACCUCAUCCUGGAAAUCUCAAUGGACGUAUUCACGUCAAAAGGCCAACGGAAACCGAUUAACGUUGACCUCUCCAACAACUUGAUAAGCCUGGUUUUGAGGCACCAAGACAAAGCCAUCCCCAACAUUCAGAGCUUAAACCUGUCUGGAAAUAGGUUGAGGAACAUCCCUGUUCUUCAAGGGAUUCCUCUCCGGUACUUAAGCCUUGAUGGAAACCCAAUCUCUGCCAUUGGGAAAGGGGCGUUCUCUGGAUUGAAGGAUUUAAUGCACUUGUCACUCAAUAGUAUUUAUGACCUUUCGGUAAUAUCACCGUAUGCCUUCAAAGAUCUCCCUGCUCUCCAAGUGUUGGAUUUAUCCAACAAUCCCAGUCUUCAUUCAUUAGAUGCCGAAGUCUUCUACAGCCUGGGUUCCUUGCAAGAACUCAACCUGUCGGGUACAGGGGUAGCCACGUCUUUGUCAAAAAGCAUGCUGAAGUACCUGCCUUCCAUCAAAAGCGUCACCUUGGGCAAGAACGUCAAGUGCCUAAAGACAAUCCGGGAAGGGCAAUACCACAGACAGGUUGGGCUGACCAGGAAGGAGAUCCUCAGCUGCCACGACAGCCAUGGGUCGUUGGCACCCUACGUUUUGUGACGUGGGCUGAACAGAAUGUACAGACUUCCAGACUUUCAAAACAAAACACCACACGUGCCUUGUGUAAAAUAUCUUAAUUUAUAUAUUUUGUAUAUUUCAAAAUUUGAUUACAAUGAUUAAUGGAGAGAG